AUGGCGGCAUCGACGAAGAAGAUCUCCGGCGAACUGAACUUCGAAACCUGGGCUCCAUCCACCAAAACCACACUGAUGCAGAAAGGACUUUGGGAGGUCGUCGAAAACGGAGUCCCGCCAGAUCCAUCAAAAAAUCCAAAGCUAUCAGCGACGAUUCAACCUGAAGAACUCUCGAAAUGGAGAGAUCUCGUGGUGAAAGACACCAAAGCGCUUCAGGUAAUUCAAUCAUCUCUUCCGAACUCUGCCUUCAGGAAGACUCUCUCUGCCUCUUCGGCAAAAGACGCUUGGGAUUUGCUCAAAAACGGUAACAAAGCGGUGGAGCUAGUUCGGUUAGAGAAGCAAUUCCAAGAACUCAGCAUGAAGGAAGGAGAGACGAUUGAAUCCUACGUAGGUAGAGUCACGGUGAUCCUCGAAGAGAUGCGUCGUUUGAACAGAGUGAAAUCGAAGUACGAGGUUAACAAGAAGGUGCUGAGUUCGCUCAAGAUGCCGUAUACGAUUGUGGCUCCGUGUUUGGAAGAGAACGCGGAGAUUAUGGAGAACAUGUCUCUUGAAAGUCUUCCUGAUUUUUUCGAUUUUUAUGAUUCUGUAUCCGAGGAGGUUUGCCUUCUGAUGAUGAAGGGUAUGAGUCUUGACUUGACGCGUGGCAAGUGGUGUGGUAUGUGCAAGAAGAGGAAUCACAACGAGGAGGAUUGUUAUUACAACCCUAGAAACGGGAGUUCGAGGCGUGGUAAGUGCUUUCAGUGUGGAGAACAAGGGCACUUUGCGAGAGACUGCAAGAGAAAGAAUCAGGAGCAGCAAGUGGAGGAAGUUGAAGUUGAGUACUUGAUGCACGCAGAGGAAGCGUUAGGUGAAGGCACUUGUGAUGAGGAUGUGUGGAUGGUGCACCCCUGCGGUACCACGAAUCAUAUGACUCCAAACGACAAGUACUUCUCUGGUUUGGACAGAACACAUAAAGCGUAUGUUGGAUUAUCAGACGGAAAAGUUCUCAAGGUGGAAGGACGAGGAGAUGUGAAGAUUGUGAUGAAGGAUGGGAAGAAGAAGACGAUGAAGAACGUGCUUUUCGUUCCUGGGUUGAAGGAAAACGUGCUGAGUCUUGAUGAGUUGACCGCAAGAGGCUAUUCAGCAAGAAUGGAACCAAAGAAAUGCACGUUCCACGACCGAACUGGGGCGGUGUUUGGGGAGCCUGUGUGGGAUGAGAGAGGACCAGCUCUCCGUUUGAAUGUGGUUGAAGGUAAUCUCACCUCUUAG
Messenger RNA from Brassica rapa (field mustard), 1248 nucleotides. RefSeq lists its product as uncharacterized. The record is from RefSeq and is a predicted model, not a curated record. Gene Ontology annotation, molecular function: nucleic acid binding; zinc ion binding. NCBI's taxonomy places the organism in Eukaryota, Viridiplantae, Streptophyta, Magnoliopsida, Brassicales, Brassicaceae.